Cariama cristata (Red-legged seriema) is the source of this 1313-nucleotide messenger RNA. RefSeq names its product regucalcin-like. Gene Ontology annotation, molecular function: enzyme regulator activity; calcium ion binding; gluconolactonase activity. Gene Ontology annotation, biological process: L-ascorbic acid biosynthetic process. The record is from RefSeq and is a predicted model, not a curated record. NCBI's taxonomy places the organism in Eukaryota, Metazoa, Chordata, Aves, Cariamiformes, Cariamidae. The transcript is spliced from 6 exons. The coding region runs from base 1 to 903 and encodes 300 amino acids.
AUGUCCUCCUCCAUCAAAAUUGAAUCUGUCGUGAAGGAGAAGAACAGGAUGGGAGAAUGCCCCAUCUGGGAAGAAAGGGAGAGUGCACUCGUCUAUGUAGACAUUAACUCACAGAAAGUUUGUCGCUGGAGCCCACUCACCAACAAGGUGCAGAGCGUGUCCGUGGAUGCCCGUGUUGGCUCGGUGGCACUGCGGCAGUGCGGGGGCUAUGUCAUCGCCCUGGGGACCAGGUUUGCCUUUCUGGACUGGGACACCCAGGCAGUCACCACCAUCCUGGAGCUCGAGCAGGAUAAACCCAACAACAGGUUUAACGAUGGGAAAGUAGAUCCAAAGGGGAGGUUUUUUGCUGGUACGAUGGCUGAAGAGACGGCACCGGGGGUCCGAGCGAGGUGGCAAGGUGCUCUCUAUACCCUUUUCCCUGACCAUUCAGUAAUAAAACAGUUAGACCAGGUGGACAUCUCCAAUGGUCUGGAUUGGUCCCUGGACCACAGGACCUUCUUUCACAUCGACAGCCUGGCGUACGCUGUGCAUGCCUUCAGCUAUGAUGUGCACACUGGAAAGAUCGCCUGCCCCAAACUUUUGUACCAUCUAGAACAGGAGGAGAAAAUGCCCGAUGGGAUGUGUAUAGACGCAGAAGGGAAGCUCUGGGUGGCCUGCAUCGAUGGUGGGAGAGUCAUUCGUAUAGAUCCAGAGACAGGAAAAAGAAUCCAAACUGUGAGGCUGCCUACUCCAAGGAUCACUUCUUGCUGCUUUGGUGGAAAAGACUACUCAGAAAUGUACGUGACUUCUGCAUACGAUGGACUGGAUGAGACCACCUUAGCCAAGGAACCUCACGCCGGAGAGAUUUUCAAGGUAACAGGCCUGGGUGUGAAAGGGAUCCCACAGAAUUUCUAUGCUGCUUGAACGGUGACACUAAAUAACAAAGAAGAAAUGCUUGCAUCUUGUAAUAACUCUGACAGGGAGAAGUCCAGUGAACUACAGAAUUUAUCUUUGUGAGGAUUUCUAGACCCACAUUUGAGAGCAUCCUUGUUUGGAAUUGAAGAUACUCCUUCUUCUAUGGGCCCAUGGCUUGAUGCAAUAGGUUAGAGAGGUAAAGUUAAUCUGUGUUACACCUUGAUAGCUUUUGUGACUUUCUAUAAGCCUCUUCAAGUUUGAGCUUAGUUUUACUGAACUUUCUGAUGACCAGCCCUGGAUUUUCAAGACUGUUUGGUUCCCAAAGCAGAAUUUGACUCCUGGUUUGUCUCUUCAUGUUACAGUGAUGUACCAGCAAUGAUACGGCAGAUUUUACUAAACAUUUUAAGUGAUGACUUGAA